Molecule: messenger RNA, 5261 nt
Organism: Pieris brassicae (large cabbage white)
Lineage: Eukaryota; Metazoa; Arthropoda; Insecta; Lepidoptera; Pieridae
Gene: MFS10
Product: sialin
Exons: 11
Coding region: 237-1784 (515 amino acids)
Biological process (GO): transmembrane transport; monoatomic anion transport
Molecular function (GO): transmembrane transporter activity
Source: RefSeq, a predicted model, not a curated record
AUCAAAUAUCAAUUGCCUUGUAAAUUGUUAGACAAUAUUACAAUAAUAUAAAUCACGUAGUUUUUGUGAUUGUUUCGUCAAAGUUAUUGAAACUGAUUCCUUUGUUAUUAUUCAGUGUUAUGACUCAUUUUUAUCCGCUGUUAUUAUAGGCAAAGCCACCAAUAGUUUUAUGGGUUAAAUUUUGAUUUCUUAUCGAGCAGUUUAAUUAAUUGGGAAUGUGUAAGCAUUAUUAAACUAUGUCAUUACCAAUAGACGAAAGCCCUAUAUUAAAUGAGGACAUUGAAAACGAUGUUACUAGCAGUCGUAGAACUUUGGUACAACCAGAUACAGUUGAGGAAACUACAGGAUGGAUCAAAUGCCGAACUGUGCUUGGCAUUAUGGGCUUCUUAGGAUUUGCCAAUGUAUAUGCAAUGAGGGUGAAUCUAUCAGUAGCUAUAGUGGCUAUGAUUAAUUCAACAGUACCAACACCUACUAAUGAAACAUUAGAUGUGUGUCCAGCCACACCAGCUUCCAAUGAUUCAACACCUACUAGACCAGGUGACUUCAACUGGACUGCUGAACAACAAAGUAUAAUUCUAGGUUCCUUUUUCUAUGGCUAUGUUUUAACACAGGUGCCAGGUGGUAGAAUAGCCGAAAUAUUUGGUGGCAAAUUAGUAUAUGGCAUUGGUGUAUUAUUGACAGCCAUAUUUACUAUUUUAAGUCCAAUAGCUGCAUUUAUAGACUUCAAAUUCUUCAUAGUAGUUCGAGUGCUAGAAGGUCUCGGGGAAGGUGUCACUUAUCCAGCCAUGCAUGCAAUGCUGGCUCGGUGGAUACCUCCUUUAGAAAGAUCGAAAUUUGCCGCCUAUGUUUAUGCUGGUUCAAACAUAGGUACAGUAAUAUCACUUCCAAUAUCUGGAUGGCUGUGCACUCUUCAGUUUGGCGGAGGUUGGCCUCUAUGCUUUUACCUCUUUGGGGGACUCGGCAUUGUAUGGUUUAUAGCUUGGAUGUUUUUGGUCUAUGAUACACCACAAAGGCAUCCUAGGAUAUGUCCAAAAGAGAUUGAAUAUAUCACAUACUCUAUUGGACCACAGGAAGAAAAAUCAUCUAUGUCAAUACCAUGGUUUAAAUUCCUCACCUGUCUUCCAUUAUGGGCAAUAUUAAUAGCCCAGUGUGGGCAGUCAUGGCUAUUCUAUACUCAGCUAACGGAAUUGCCUACAUAUAUGAAUAAUAUUCUGCAUUUUGAUAUUGUCUCGAACGCGCGAUUAUCAGCGCUGCCGUACUUAACCGCGUGGAUCGCUGGUAUUGGAAUCAGUAUUUUUGCUGACUGGGUGUUAGCCAAGGGCUGGAUGUCGCGACUUAACAGUAUGAAGCUGUGGAACACUGUUGCGGCCUUUGUCCCCGCUUUCGGUUUGUUGGGCAUCGCAUGGGCUGGCUGCGACAGGAUUGCUGUCAUGUUGCUGCUGAGUAUAACAUCAGCGUUUGGUGGCGCAGUGUAUGCUGGUAACCAAAUGAAUCAUAUGGACCUAUCGCCACAGUUUGCUGGUACAAUGUAUGGCAUAACGAACGCGGCCAGCAAUAUCUGUGGGUUCAUGGCACCAUAUGUGAUUGGACAAAUCAUCAGCUCUGAUCAGCAAACACUGGGUCAGUGGCGCGAAGUGUUCUACUUGGCAGCUGCCAUCGAUCUUGGCGCGAAUCUCUUCUAUUUGUUCUUUGCCAGUACUGAGGAACAGGAUUGGUCACGUCCUGAUGAUGACGACAUGACAGCAUCGGCCCCAGUCGAGAGCAUACUAUUCCCCGAAUCUUAGGAAAUGCUUGUAUCACACUUGGAAACCGCGGUGUGACAGUUGACACUGACGAGUGACAUUGACAUUGUCAAAAGUGAUUUGGCUAAAAUUUUUAAAAAAAUAGUUCAUCAAUUUGGUGCUAUUGAACCAUGAAAACUAUAAUAACGAUUUUUAUUUAAAAUUUUAACAGUUAUACAGAAAUAUUAUUUACUUAUGAAAUAUAAUCGUAAAAAAUAAUUAAUUUUGGCAGUUAUGAAGUCUGUAACUUAGUAUAAAGACUUUCCCAUUGGUUUUUUUGAUGGUUAAUUUUGCACUAUUAAAAUCUUUUAAUAUAUAAUUUGCUAAUUUAUUACAAUGCAAUUAUUAGUUAUAUGAUGUUCUUCGCUUUAAAGAUAUAAGCUGAUGCUAAAAUGUUAUAUGAAUUUUGUUGGUAUGCCUUUUAGAGUAUUAACCGACUUCAAAAUGAAAUAAACUCUUCACUAGUCUUCAACAAUUUGUGCUUUCCGAACUUUUUGAAGAAAUAUCAAUAAUAAAAACCAACUUGUUUAAGUACAAGUAUAAACAGGUAUUUAAGAAACUUCUAACAAAUAACCAAUUUGUUUCUUUAUAUUAAAAGACCAAUUUAACAUUUCAGGAUCAAACUAAUGCCAGAUUAACAUUUAAUCAAGUUAGGGACGACCGUUUUAAUAAUUUAAAAUAUUUAAGGAUUGACUUCAUCUGAUAAUCAUCCUUCGAGUACCUAUUUGAAACAAUUCUUCCCUUUUUUUAUCUUUCCAGGUUCGCCUGGAAACCACAUUCCAUUUUAAUUAUCUGAUUAUAUUUGUACUCUUAAAACAAAGUUAUUAAUAAUUUAGAAAAUUGGUUUCUUAAUUAGUACGAUGAAUUAGGAUUUUUUUGAAGUCAGUUAUCAUAUAUGUAUCACAGCCAACUGGCUUAAACAGCCUAGCCUUUUAACUAAACGGCCCUGUUUAACUAACGGCCUGAAAGAUUCGGCCGUAGGGUUUGUUACAACGUUUAAUAAACUGGCUGGCUAAUGCUUCGGCCAUUCGUACGAUAUAGUCAUUAUUUGGCAGAAAUAAAAAACAUGAAACAUAUGACAUAAAAGUAUUUCUUUUAAAAUUGAAUUGCUUAAGUCAAAUUGACAUUAUUUUUGUCACUACUCGCUUCCGUUGUACUAGUUGCUUUUCAUGAAACUUUGGACAACAUGAAAGUUGUGGUUUGCCGAUGCCAUAUUGACAGCUUGAAGAGUUUCGUUUCGAGUUUGAUAGUGGCAGGAAGUGGAAUUUAAAUUAACAGUCAACAGGCUAGGCAAGUAAUGAAACGUCAUUGAUCCAAGCCCUAGCUGUUUAGUAAAUUAGCUGAAUAUCUUUCAGGCCGCUAGUUAAACGGCUAAGCUGUUCAUUGAACGGGUAAUUAAGCUAGUUGGCUGCCACAUAUGUAUAAUUAUGCGUGUUUAAAAAUUGAUUCCUUUGUAGCUUUAGCUUUUUAUUUAAUUCUUAAUAAGUAUUAAAUGAACGACUGUGAUUAAUGGCGAAUGUGUAACAUAUAAAAAUCAUAUGUUACUUUUAUUUAAUUUUGUAAGUACUAUCAGGGUCAAGGAAGCGAUAAAAAUGUUUCUAUUAUUGUUUACGUCGAACGUUUUUGUUUUUUGACAGAACUAUUGCGUGGUACCUAUAAUGAUAGUCUGUGAACUGUAGUGAGAUUUGAGGUCGUAGUGAUGAAUUCUUUUUUUUAUGUUGACAACAACUUACUCAAAAAGUUCGAUAAUAUUUCGAUAUUUAAAAAAUAGCGAGUUAAUGAAAUGUCGCAUAAUUACCACACCGGUCCCUUUCCGCACAGACUAAUGUUACUAUCGAAAAAAAUACUAAAACGCGAUAAAGUUGUCUAUAAUAUUUGCAUAUAUAUUAUAAUUGUAUAUAUGCGUCUUGCAAAAAAACGUGAAUAACGAUGAAAAUAAACUACAAAUAUUGUCCCUGGUAGUAUAAAUAUCGAGAAAAAAACUUGCUACUACCCUCUAAUGUUAUUAUAAAUUUUGAAUUUGGUACAUCAUGCGAAGAUUUCAAUUUUAAGUAAUUUAAUAUUUGUAUCUAUGUCAUAUUAUUUUUAAAUUCAAUUUAACAUUUAGGCCCGUAUUUUGAAAGCUGUCAAACAUUUGAGAAACAAUUUUUGACAGUGACAAUACUACAGACAUCAAAACGCAUGCAAUACGGGUCAUGAAAUGAAAUCUUCACGUAAGUUGAGCUGUCAAAUAGUGACAGUUCAUUCACAGAUAAUAAUAUUAGACUUAAUCUACACUUGGUACAAAAAACUAUUGUAUUUUACAACGGCUGUUGAUUCUAAUUUAUUUUAGUUUUUAAUAAUCCAAACAUGUAACUUAUAAGCCAAAGGCAGUGACAUGACACAUAACUUCAGAAUACAAGUAUAUGUAUAUUUUGUAUUAUUCAUAUCAAAUUUACCUUUUUUAUAUUUAUAUAUAUAUAUAUUCAACAAUUGACAAAAAUUGUCAAAACUAUAUGGGCUAAUAUUUUUUUCUCUGAUUAUACCAAACAUAAGGGAAUUAUAUUUUCAUGUACUGUUGAAUAUUAACAUAAAACAGCCCCUACGUUUCGGUCAAAACAUAUCAAAAAUUAAUAACAUAAAUCUAUAUAUUAAGAAAUAUUGUAUACUGAAGGAAGACAUCAUGCAUUCUUUUUUAGUUAAUUCUCUACUACACUAAAGUUUCAUAAAUUAUUUAGUUUAAAUGUGAUUCAUAGGGUCCUAAGCUGGUUUUAACCAUUCCAUUGCAUUAAGGUAAUUUAUAGAAUCCCAAUACUUAUUUAGCAAAAUAAUAAAGCGUCAAACAAAUGUUUUUACGAUUUUAAUAAGUGCUUUCUGAACGAGCUUGACGAUCAUACAUAUCGACUUAAUAUAAUUUUGUCGGUAGUAUUGUAUUCCUGUAUCCGUUCUGACUAAGGAGCGGUGACAAAAAAUUAUCAGUAUUUAUAGCUAUUCGACUUUAACACUUUGAUUUUGUUUGAUUUUAUACUAAAAUUGUAUACAAUGUACACAAUAUGUAAUUUAAAAAAAAAUGUUUAUGAAGGAGUUUAGUACUUGACGAUAAUGUUUUAGCCGGAAUACUAAGUCUGUUUUCCAGUUUACGUCUCGAUUGAUAUACGUGUUUGAACAUCAAGGGUUAUGUUUGAGAGCCUUAAUUCCACGGAAUAGACACAAAAACCUUUACUAUUAAAUUUUACUCCAAAAUCUAUUAAUUUACGGCGCUUAUUAUGUUACCUUCGCCUAAGUUGGCGUUGUUUAUAAUAUGCCGUCUUAUAGAUACAACAUAAAUUAUGUAAAAACUUUUCGUUGGAAUUGUAUUAAUAUAUAUUAAGAACUGAUGAGCUUCGGCGUGAGAUACAUAAAUAGAAAGUCCGUACUUAAUGUACCUAACAGGGGCGGUCAUUACUCAGUAACUUCAAAUAGUGAUCGCGAUUCCAAUACUCGUUUGGAGGCUAUUUGACA